AUUCACCAUCUGUGGGCAGUUACAGCGUGUGGAAGACAAGACUAUCAGAUCAGUUCUACACACUGACUGAUGACGAGGUGUUAGUAUUAUUCUGUUUUCUGUGUUCUGACUCCGGUCCUCCUGACUUCACUGACACAGAGUGGCUGAACAGGCUUAAUAAGAUAAGACAGUUAGCGUUCCGUAUAGAAUAUAAUCCUGUAACACAUAAGGAAGCACAGCAGACUCUGGACAGACUGAAGUCACGUGAUAACCUCUGGGAAGAUCAUGGCAAGAUAACGAAGGACACAAAGGAUGAGACAAUGUAUAGGAUAGCAUCAAUAGAAGAAUAUAUUCCAUUCCAUUACAGUAGUUAUGACACAGCCAGUGUGUACCUGAGAUCACGGACAUACAACAGAAAACCUGAAGAGAAGUGUGUCGUUCACAACGCUGUUAGCUUGCGUAGUACCGGUGGUGGUUAUGAUGACUUACUGAUACUCCGUCUACAGAUGAAUAUAUUGACUCACGUUACCAUGGGCACUAGUAUAAACAUGCGUGAUAGGAUAUACCAGAUAUUGAAUAUUUCAGUUCCAAUCCAAAUGGAAAGUAAAGACAAAAGAACAAUUUUUUUAAUGGAUCUAAGAAGAGGAGGGGAGGCUGUAUAUUACAGAGGAAGAUCAUGUGACAGUGUAGAUCAUGUGACGUGGCUCUGGAGACACGAUUAUAGAGCGAGACCUGACAUCGUGAGAUCCUGUAUAAGUCUACAUCCACACAACGAUAUCUACAUCAUCGACAACAAAGCUUACAGAAAACCUAGUAAUUACCAUACCUAUCCACCGGAAGUCAGAUGUCUUCUGUACUGCUUACUGUUAACUGAGGAAUAUCAUGUGAAUCUCAAUGAACAAUCACACAGGAUCACAAGGGACAAAAUCAGAGAAAGAUAUUUCCCUGAUAUUACUGAUGACGGCUUGGCAGAUAUUCCUGAUGGAAUCACAGAAACACAUGACGGUGUUAUAACGUUUAUAUCAGACGAUAUCCGUCAUGACGUCAUGUCCGCUUUUGUGACAGAGUGUCUGGUGGAGGACAGUGAUCUGGAGUUUUUCCUGACCACGGCGUCACGUGACGUGAUAUCAGAAUACUGCCGGUCAUGGGAGUAUAUGAGGAGUGAGGGAGAGAAAUGUCUGUAUGUACCGGACAAUCCAGAGAAGAUGUGCAACCUCUUCAUAAACAAACUACAGCUGGACAUCAUCUCACACUGUACCAUGUCUGACAGGGGGAUUCAUAACAGUGUCAGUACACUUUUUGGAGUCCCAAAAGAAAUACUAAAAUGGGACCAGGAGGCCAGAGAGCGGUAUGUUGAGUACGCAAAGAGAGGAACACACACAGUCCACCACGCCCGGGGGAUGAUUGUAGGAUGUGCUGGGGCCGGAAAAACCACGCUACUUAAACGUCUGCUUGGUUGUAGUGAAGAAGAGAUUAAGAAAAUAAAAUCCACUGAGGGACUGGAAGUGCAUGAGGAAAUAUUUGUUUUAUGUGAUGAAACAAGAUCCUUAAAAGUGCUACAUGUUAUUUUAGAAACACAGACAUUGCGAAUCAACACUUUAGUGUAA
Molecule: messenger RNA, 1586 nt
Organism: Saccostrea cuccullata (small rock oyster)
Lineage: Eukaryota; Metazoa; Mollusca; Bivalvia; Ostreida; Ostreidae
Exons: 6
Source: RefSeq, a predicted model, not a curated record